Molecule: messenger RNA, 3846 nt
Organism: Aedes albopictus (Asian tiger mosquito)
Lineage: Eukaryota; Metazoa; Arthropoda; Insecta; Diptera; Culicidae
Exons: 1
Coding region: 1-3846 (1281 amino acids)
Biological process (GO): DNA integration
Molecular function (GO): nucleic acid binding
Source: RefSeq, a predicted model, not a curated record
AUGAAGUUAUCUGGACCAGUGACGCCCGUCACAUAUCGUUGGACAAAUGGAAUCACACACAGAGAUGAAGAUUCGAUGAUACUCUCGCUUCAAAUAUCCGGCCCGAGUGAGCAAUCGUCUUGGUAUCAGCUCAACAACAUGCGGACAAUCAAAGGCAUAAAUCUACCGCAAAUAAAUCUGGAUUUAGACAAGAUACAACGCUUGUAUCCGAUGGUAGACGACGACAAACUAGAAGCUAUACAAGGUGCAGUGCCGCAGAUACUAAUUGGAUCCAACAACGCUGGCCUCAUCGUACCUUUAAAAACUAUCCAAUACACACUACAAGGACUACAACUGACACGUUGUCAUCUAGGCUGGACAAUUCAUGGUGAAAUCGAACCGAAAGAAGCUGAUACCUCUGAACAGAUCCACAUCCUCAUGAGCUCAGAGACAACUGAUAUGGAUCUAACAAACUUGGUCAAACAGAUGUUCAAGGUGGAGGAUUUCGGAAUUACACGUCAAGAUCCAAAAAUGUCAGAGGAAGAUGAACGCGCUCUGGAUAUAAUGAACCGGACCCUGAAACGUCGUGGCAAUCAUUUUGAAGUGGGACAGCUGUACAAGUACAACAACUUCACUUUUCCAGACAGUAAGCCGCAAGCCCUACGUCGCCUGCAGUGUAUGGAAAAGAAGAUGGACACUGAUUCACAAUUCGCCGACAAGUACUGCCAGAAGAUACAAGAGUAUUUGGAUAAAGGAUAUGCUCGGAAACUGGACCCGGCUGAACUAGGAGAGACUGCCAAUACUUGGUAUCUCCCUCACUUUUGCGUAACCAAUGCUAACAAGUUCAGGUUAGUCAUGGACGCAAAAGCGAAAUCACACGGAUUCUCACUAAACGAUCUGUUGUUGAAAGGUCCAGACUUCGUUCCAUCGUUGGUUUCUGUGUUGAUGCGAGGACGCAGAAAGAAAAUUGCAUUCAUGGCGGACAUUAAAGAAAUGUUCCACCAGGUUCACAUACGUGCAGCAGAUCAGAACUCCCAAAGAUUCUUCUGGCGUGGUAUGAACCGAACACACACCCCUGAUGUAUAUGUGAUGAACGUGAUGAUCUUCGGAGCGGUGUCGUCUCCAUCAAUAGCACAAUAUAUUAAGAAUUUCAACGCCAAGGAGAUAGAAGAGCAACUGCCUGGAGUGGAACGCGCCAUUGUGGAACAACAUUACGUGGAUGAUUUCUUCGAUUGUGCGGAUUCAGAAGAGGAUGCAGUCGAGCUUAUCCACCGAGUAAUUACUGUACAUGAGGAAGGAGGUUUCAAGUUGGUGAAGUUUCGAUCAAAUUCCGAAGCGGUGAUUCAGUCCAUUAACUCAUCGCUCUGUGCAGACAUCGAUGAUGAACAAACGUGUGCAAAAAUACUUGGAUUGAACUGGGAUUUAACAUCCGAUGAAUUCGUUUUCUCGAUGGAGUUUCCUCAAUUGGACAAAUCCUUCCGGUCUGGUGAAGUAAUCCCUACGAAGCGUCAACUGCUCAAGUUCAUGAUGAGUAUAUUCGAUCCUUUGAAUAUUUUGAGCCCGAUCACCGUCCAGCUGAGGAUUAUUUUCCAGGAACUUUGGCGUCUACAGAUCGGUUGGGAUGACCUGUUGCCUGACGGUCUGGUACCAAAGUGGAAGGAGUGGCUGGUAGAAACAGCAAAGCUGCAUGAAGUUCGGAUUCCAAGGUAUUACUUCCCAGGACUUGCAACUUUCGGCAGUGCUGACCUUCACGCAUUCUGCGAUGCAAGCGAUAAAGCCUUUGCUUGUGUAGUCUACUUAGUUCAUCGGUGUGGUGAGAAAUCAAAUGUGUCCCUCGUGAUGGCGAAAGCUAAAGUGGCGCCUUUGAAGUCGCAGACCAUCCCGCGAUUGGAGCUACAAGGAUGUGUGCUAGCCAGUCAGAUGGUACGAACAAUACAGGAUGAGCUUAAGAUUGAAGUAACGUCAUGUCACUUCUGGACCGAUUCCAAAAUUUGCCUUGCCUGGCUCAGUACUACUGAGAAACAAACGGCAUACAUUGGAUCAAGGGUGACCAAAAUCAAGGACAAUGGACACUACACGAGCAUGUGGCACUGGAUUCCUUCUAAUUUAAACGUUGCUGAUUUGGGAACAAAAUCUUCCAAGUUUCCGGCGAUCGAGGAUUGGAUCAAAGGUCCUGAUUUCCUUUAUCAGUCCCGUAACAUGUGGCCGCUGGAGAAUGACCUCGCCUUGUCAGAUGAAGAAUCCGUGAACUUCCAUACAGGUUUGGAUAGCUGUCGCGCAGAAAACGUCAUGUGCUUCCAAACGCUAGCUGAAGAAGUACAGGUUUUGCCGGACAUCAAACGUUUUUCCGACUAUCAUCGUCUGAUUCGUUCCACAGCUUAUUACCUGAAAAUGAGGAAGAUUUUAGCCAUGUCUAAAAAAGAGAAACCUAAGCAGUUCAGGAUUGAUGUACACGAUAUGAUGGAGGCUAAAGAUGCUUGGUAUAAAAAGGUACAACUAGAUGAAUUUGAAACGGACAUAGCUGAUUUGAAAACGAAGGGUUUCGUGAAGAAAACUAGUAGGCUGCAUGGAUAUUCUCCCUUCCUACACAAUGGAAUAAUAAGGAUGAGAGGACGAAUUCAAUGCGCGAAUACAGCUUUUGAAGUCAAUAAUCCUGUGAUUUUGCCUGACAAUCACGAUUUCACAAAUUUGUUGAUUACAAUGUACCACAUUGCAAAUUGCCAUCAGGGAUUGGAAACAGUGGUCAACAAUCUACGGCAGCGGUACCGCAUAUUAAAAAUGAAGUCACAAGUGAAGAAGAUGACACGGGGAUGCAUUAAAUGCCGUGAGCUUCGUGCCAAACCAUGCGUGGCACAAAUGGGGAACCUACCACCUGAACGAACCUCACCUGGUGUAUUUGCAUUCUGUUAUACGGGCAUUGACUAUUGUGGUCCUUUGACGGUGAAGGUGGGCAGACAUCUAGAGAAACGAUGGAUCGUACUAUUCACCUGUAUGACAAGUCGAGCUGUCCACUUGGAGAUCGUACCUUCAUUGGACACAAACAGCUGCAUCAUGGCGAUUCGAUGCUUCAUGUCUCUGCGAGGUGUUCCGAAAAAGUUGUUCACAGACAAUGGAACAAACUUCACUGGAGCUAACAACGAGAUGAAGAAACUGAUAGAGCAACUGGAUCAACGACAAAUGGAGGAAACGUUGAGUGUCAGAGGAGUCGAAUGGUCGUUCAUACCGCCCGGAGCCCCUCACUUUGGCGGAUGUUGGGAACGCUUAGUGCGUUCUGUAAAAUCAGCGCUACGAGUCAUGCUGAAGGAGAGACACCCAUCAGACCUAGUUCUUCGAACUACACUGUGCGAAGUAAUGAAUGUCGUGAACAAUCGUCCAUUGAUUCAUACUUCAGAAGACCCCCAUGAGCCAGAGCCUCUGACUCCAAAUAUGCUUCUACUGGGGCGCAGCAAUUAUAUGCAAUAUGAUCAUCAGUUUGACGAGCGGGACCUGGAUUGCAGAGCAGCAUAUAAACAUGCACAAGUGUAUGCAGAUAGGUUCUGGCGAAAAUGGAUUUCUACAUACAGACCAGAGCUUUUGAGGCGGAGUAAAUGGCAUGACGAUCGAAGCUACUACGAAUACAAGUUAGGAGAUGUUGUCAUGAUUGUCGAUGAAAAUAUGCAUCGAGGAUCUUGGCCAAAAGGACUCAUUGAAAAGGUUUUCCAUGGUCCUGAUGGCAAAGUUAGGACAGCAGUAAUACGAACAACUUUAUCAACUUACACAAGACCGAUAAGCAAGAUCAUACUGUUGCAGUCCAGUUCUACUCUGGGUCGGGAGGAUGUUGGAAACACCGAUUCAAAUUUGAAUUCGAUCCAAGCAAUCACAUGUUAG